This is a messenger RNA of Phyllostomus hastatus (greater spear-nosed bat), 2135 nucleotides long. RefSeq names its product major facilitator superfamily domain containing 2A (gene MFSD2A). Bases 144 to 1733 code for a protein of 529 amino acids. The record is from RefSeq and is a predicted model, not a curated record. Gene Ontology annotation, biological process: carbohydrate transport. NCBI's taxonomy places the organism in Eukaryota, Metazoa, Chordata, Mammalia, Chiroptera, Phyllostomidae. Gene Ontology annotation, molecular function: lysophospholipid:sodium symporter activity. The transcript is spliced from 14 exons. Gene Ontology annotation, cellular component: membrane.
UAGCCUGCCGGCCUGGUUCAACUGUGCACAGCGACUGUGGCGGCGCUUGUGGCGGCUGCUGUUACUACCCGAGCCCGGACUGAGUGAGAAGCAGCAGAAGAGCAUCCCGGCGUACGGGUGCCAGGCGGCGUGGCCCGCGGGUCAUGGCCAAAGGAGAGGGCGCCGAGAGCGGCUCCGCAGCGGGGCUGCUGCCUGCAAGCAUCCUCCAAACGGGUGAACGCCAAGCUCAGGUGAAGAAGGAACCAAAGAAGAAACAACAGUUGUCCAUUUGCAACAAGCUUUGCUAUGCAGUUGGAGGGGCCCCCUACCAGGUGACAGGCUGUGCCCUGGGGUUCUUCCUGCAGAUCUACCUGUUGGAUGUGGCUCAGGUGGACCCAUUUUCUGCCUCCAUCAUCCUAUUUGUGGGCCGAGCUUGGGAUGCCUUCACAGACCCCCUGGUGGGCUUCUUCAUUAGCAAAUCCUCCUGGACCAGACUGGGCCGUCUUAUGCCCUGGAUCAUCUUCUCUACACCCCUGGCCAUUGUUGCCUACUUCCUCAUCUGGUUCGUGCCUGACUUCUCACCAGGCCAGGUCCUAUGGUACCUGCUUUUCUAUUGCCUGUUUGAGACCCUGGUCACGUGUUUCCACGUUCCCUACUCGGCUCUCACUAUGUUCAUCAGCACAGAACAGAGUGAACGGGAUUCGGCCACCGCCUACCGGAUGACUGUGGAGGUCCUGGGCACAGUUCUGGGCACAGCGAUCCAAGGGCAAAUCGUUGGCCAGGCAGACACGCCUUGUCUUCAGGACCCCAACGGCUCGGCACUGGCUGCAGAAGAUUCCAACCGCACACACGGCAGCACCUCGCUCAGAGAGACGAAAAAUGCAUACAUGCUGGCGGCAGGGGUCAUCGCCUCCAUCUAUGUCAUCUGUGCCGUCAUCCUGGUCCUGGGCGUGAGGGAGCAGAGAGAACCCUGUGAGACUCAGCAGGCCAAGCAGAUACCCUUCUUUCGGGGCCUCCGGCUGGUCAUGAGCCAUGGCCCAUAUGUCAAGGUCAUUGCCGCCUUUCUCUUCACCUCCCUGGCUUUCAUGCUGGUGGAGGGUAACUUUGCCUUGUUUUGUACCUACACCUUGGGCUUCCGCAACGAAUUCCAGAACCUGCUCCUGGCCAUCAUGCUCUCAGCCACAUUCACCAUUCCCAUCUGGCAGUGGUUUCUAACCCGGUUUGGCAAGAAGACAGCUGUAUACAUUGGGAUCUCAUCAGCAGUGCCGUUUCUCAUUCUGGUGGCCGUCAACAAGAGUAACCUGAUUGUUACAUAUGUGGUAGCUGUGGCCGCUGGAGUCAGUGUAGCAGCUGCUUUCUUACUACCCUGGUCCAUGCUGCCCGACGUCAUCGACGACUUCCACUUGAAGCAUCCCGAAGCCCAUGGGACUGAGCCCAUCUUCUUCUCCUUCUAUGUCUUCUUCACCAAAUUCGCCUCUGGAGUCUCACUGGGCAUCUCUACCCUCAGCCUUGACUUUGCAGGGUACCAGACCGGUGGCUGCUUCCAGCCGGCACCUGUUAGGUUUACACUGAAGAUGCUGGUGACGAUGGCCCCCAUAGCCCUCAUCCUGCUAGGCCUGCUGCUCUUCAAGCUAUACCCCAUUGACGAGGAGAAGCGGCGGCAGAACAAGAAGGCCCUGCAGGCUCUGAGGGAAGAGGCCAGCAGCUCCGGCUGCUCUGACACAGACUCUACAGAACUGGCCAGCAUCCUCUAGGACUUGCCGUGUUGCCUGAAGUCGCCAAGCACAGAGCCCGAGUCACCAGGCCACGGGAGAAAUCUGAGUCUGCCUGCCUGCUCACUCGACAGCUGGUCUCCAAGUGCCAGAAAGGGAGCCAGAAUGAGAGUAUUCAGUCUGGGACAUCUCCUAUUCCCACCUGGGGGCAGGCUAUCCACAUGGCCGCCUGCUUCCCUCCUCCUGCCCACGGGGCCAAGCCCUGGGGCUGCUACUGUGAAUAUGCCAAGGACUGAUGGGGCCUAGCCCUGAACACUAAUGUAGAAACAUUUUAUACAGAGACUAAUUAAUAACUUAAUGACUGUGUACAUAGCAAAGUAUGUGUGUGUGUAUAUGUCUGUGAGCUAUUAAUGUUAUUAAUUUUCAUAAAAGCUGGAAAACAGA